AUGAAUAUAAUCACAUCUCAAGACUGUGAUUGUAAAAGGUACGAGUCACCAUAUGAUACUAAAUGGCAUUUACUUGUUUUAGAGGUAAUUCCGCCAUCAUCAUUUUGCCCAGAUGGGUUCACUGAGGCUUAUUUUAACAUUUUUAUUAAACAUCUACAAUUCUUUUCAAGUAGUGGUCUUCUCCUCUUGCAAUUAACAUCGAACAAUCGCUUGAAGGCCUCUCACGGGUUCAAUAAUGCUUGGCGUGGAAUCGGCGCCUCUUGCUCCGUUUUGCAUGCUGUUGCUACAGCUGUACGUUAUUUGUCCUUUACUAAGUCUUACUUUGUUAAAAUUGCAAUCUUACCUACUAUUAUUAUUGGAAGCAUUGCCUCAGGGCUGGGAUUGGGUGCUCUAGUUUUGGUACCCAUUCAAACUGCGUUUAUCAAUCCGAACAACUUACACAACUUCACUCAGUAUGCAUCCAUUUUCUCUAGCCCCGAGGUUGGAGCAAAUUAUCCAAAAGCUUGUUCUGUUUUGAGUAAAUUUUUUCCAUGCCUUCAAAUAAUCGGGUUAGCUUUACCUCGGGAAAAGCAAUCUGAUACAACAACGUCAAAAAAAGUUUUUUUGUUAUUUAGGUCGAACUUUUCAUUGAGGCGCCUUCGAUUGGCAAAAUAUUCCUACUCAAAGCCUGAGUUUGCCAUUGAAUGCGUUUCCUGCAAGAUGGAGCUCCUGUUUGCAGCACUCCUUGGAAUUUAUACAUCUUCCCAAGAGUUUUUGUUAGGAAUAGGUCUUUUUUGCUUCAAAACAGAUGGAAAGCAAAUGGUUUGUAAGAGUAUUUCACUGAAUAAACUUUACACGUGGUUUUCUUCACCUUUCACAUUGCGCAAAUCAUCCAAACGCAUUAAAUUACAAGGAGUGUUGAAUUUUAUUAAAACAGCAAUCCAUCUCAAAAUGAGGAGGAUUUUUGUCAUUUUUCACAGCUUAUGCGAACUCAUGCAUCCUAAAAAGCACUUGCAAAUUUUAACAAGUAAAUAUAAAAAGGUCAACAUCCAUAGGUGGCUGAACAGUGGAAGCACAUAUCUUCCCCAUCACGACAACGGUUUAAGUGUUAAGCGGCAAAAUGCAGUCCAUCCAUUUGCUACUGACACUAAAGCACUUAAAUUAGCAUUUGUAGUAGAGGCAGAAUUUGCCAGAAUAAACAUCAGUUGUCGGAAAAUGAAAAUGAAAAUGAAGAUUUAUCAUGGCUACGCAUUUACAGUGGCUUCUUCUGAAUCACCACAUGCCUCAUCAUCCAUGGGACGUCAAAGAAAAGAAAGACUAGCUUUUAGUAAACACAAAUCUCAAAACGCAAAUAAGACAGCCGAAGCAGUAUGUUGUAAAUGUGUAUUUAAAAAUUAUGACAGAACUCACACACUCGUGAUAUUUGCUAUCCAAUCAUCUGAAUGUUUUCCACCUGUUCAUGCAAUCAUGUUUCAUUCAACUGCAUUCUGCUUUAUUUUGCUUAGAUUUGAUUUAAUCUAA
This is a messenger RNA of Echinococcus granulosus, 1500 nucleotides long. Its product is annotated as oxalate:formate antiporter. Bases 1 to 1500 code for a protein of 499 amino acids. Lineage: Eukaryota; Metazoa; Platyhelminthes; Cestoda; Cyclophyllidea; Taeniidae. The record is from RefSeq and is a predicted model, not a curated record. The transcript has 13 exons.